GUCUCACCGUAUUUCAUAAUUUCAAGAUCAGGAGUUAAUAUAUCUCAAAGUUUGAGUCCACAGCAGUUGCCGCCGUAUGCUGGACAAUUUGGACGAGGGGCAGGGUUGUGCCUCUGCUCGCCGCUUACAUAAUGUCUGUGUUGCUGGGCUCCAAGAUCCGGAAAUUGGUCACCAGCAGGCGGCACUUCCUGUGUCUGCGUCGAUCGCUGAACCAAGACCUCACUACCGCCUUGAGGCCCUUCUACUUCGCUGUGCAUCCGGACUUCUUUGCCCAGCAUCCUGAGCAGCGGAACACCAACGAGAACUCCCUGAAAUUGCUGAGCGAGCACCUGGAGGCCUUGUAUGAACGCAGGCAGCGCAGUGGGGACAACCAGGUGCUAAAGUUCUAUGUGCGCACCAGUUCAGAUGCCGACAAGCGGGACUCCUUCAAGCUCAUCCAGAUUCGCACGGACUGGCAGAGCACCCGGGAUCCCAAGACCUUUAUUCAGGGUCUUCUGGAGUCCUGCAAUCUUUCCACGGAGUAUGUGAAGAACAUCAAGGCUCAGCCGGAGCCGCAAAAAACCUCCAGCUUGGAUUUCAAGCCCAGCCAGGACUACCACUACGACACGGAGUUUGCCGACUUUGAAUCUCAGCUGAAGAAUGAGCGGGCCAGCAUGCGACCAGUACUGACCACCUGGUUGAAGGAGAACGCCGACAAGGCUAGACAGCGCGCCAAGGAAACCGCGGAUCUGCAGGCCGAGAUCAACAAGCUGCAAAAAGUGCUGGUGCAGAAGCUGGAACUGCGGGACGCGCGCUACGAGUGCGGCUGGAACAUCGAACACUAUCGUGGCUGUUUAAAGACCCUCGAGCGUUUGGCCAACACCCACUUAAAGGAAAUGUCGCCUCUAAAAGGACGCAUUGUGGUCUUUGCUCCCUUUACGGGCAUUAGUUUGGAGGGUCAUGUGAUGCUCUUCACCGGCGAUGUGCUCAACACCUGGAUUGACUUCAUCAAGAACAUUCCGCACCAUGAUGCUUACUUAAAGGUGGUGCCCGUUUAUGAGCGGACACUUGCUCAGGUUCUACUUGACAUUCAGAUUGGGCGGCGGAAGUUUAUGCCCAAGCAGCAGGCCAGAGGCUAUGCAAGCUACCUCAUGAAGGUGACCACUUCGCUCAACGACUACAUAGGCAAACAAAAAUACCCGGCGGAGUGGCCGAAAACGCUCAAGGAGUUCACCAUCGUGGUGGAAUCGGAGGCGGGGCCACUUAUGGUCAGCCCCACGGGUCAGUUCAUCACACCAGCCACCUGUCCGGGUUCCAUACUCGUCGACUUCAUCAGCGUUAACAUGGAACUGGCCAGGGAACGCAUGAAGAAGUACGCCCAGGACAAGCACGUCGAACAGGAGCUAAUGGACUUGUGUGUGGAGCAGCUGCAGCUGCACUCCCUAACCAAAGACGACGCCAUCACCCCUGACAAGAUGAUAGCAGCCCUUAGAGAUCUAUCUCAGUUGCAAGUGCAGCAGCUGCAGGAAUGCAAACUCCACAUAACCCACUACUAUUCGGUACUGACCGAUGGCGUGGUGUGCAUACCCUGGGAUUUUAAGCAGAGGUAGUUGGAUGAUUUUCUCAUGUGCCUUAUUAGUCAAAAUAAACAUAGCUAAUAUUUAUGGA
Molecule: messenger RNA, 1647 nt
Organism: Drosophila elegans
Lineage: Eukaryota; Metazoa; Arthropoda; Insecta; Diptera; Drosophilidae
Product: T-cell activation inhibitor, mitochondrial
Exons: 3
Coding region: 132-1589 (485 amino acids)
Cellular component (GO): mitochondrion
Source: RefSeq, a predicted model, not a curated record